AGUGACAUAGAUAAAAAUUAUUUACUAUGACGGUCCUAAUCUGUCUACAAAAACAGUGAAGUUUCAUUAAAUUGUAUUCAAUUCAUCAAAUUUAAUUGAAAUACGCAUAUUAUUUUUGUGCUUAAGCAUUUCAGUUGUAGGUACGGUUUUGAAAUAUUUAUUUAUGCAUUGUCUAAGUUGCGCAACCGCAACAUGGCGAUUAUGGCUCAGCUGCUCGGAUUGUUGCAGUGAAAUUUUUCAAUGAUAGGGUUCUGCGACGACGUUACGCUCUAAUAAACUUUAAGUUGUUAUUCGUUUUUAGAGUACAGUUAGUUGUAAUCCGUCGGUUAUCACCGCGCAUUGUGAUGAGACAGUUUGUGAUUGUGUGUGGCUAAGGCGCGGGACUCGUUGAGACUACAGUGCUGUUACUUUUUGUUGAGAAGUAAGUCGGAGAGAAUCCGUCAAGCUGGAGCGACUACCGGAGUACCUGCGUGACACCGUCGACUGGUUCAUGGGGUGAGUCGCAUGCUCGCUCGCUCUCCACUGUACGUGAGUGCGGCCCCGCGGGCGCCACGUGCAUGACUCUAUCAUGCUGGACUGCCUCUGGAAGGCGCGGCGCAAGGAGCGCGAGGGCGAGCCGGCGGGCGACCCCAAGCUGUACCUGCAGGAGGCGCUGCUGGAGCGCAAGCUGCCCGAGCUCGACAUGCGCCAGCUCGUGGACCUGCCGCGCGGCCUCGACUACAACGAGUGGCUCGCCUCGCACACGCUGGCGCUGUUCGACCACGUGAACCUGCUGUACGGAACCGUGUCGGAGUUCUGCACGGCCGCGUCGUGCCCCGACAUGACGGGCCCGGGCGGCCGCACCUACGCCUGGUACGACGACCGGGGCAAGAAGUCCCGCGUCGCCGCGCCUCAGUACGUCGACUACGUCAUGACAUUCACGCAGAAGACCGUCAACGACGAGACUGUUUUCCCUACUAAAUAUGCGAACGAGUUCCCGGCGCAGUUCGAGGGCGUGGUGCGGCGGGUGCUGCGGCUGCUGUUCCACGUGGUGGCGCACAUGUACGCGGCGCACUUCCGCCAGCUGGCGCUGCUGCGCCUGCACGCGCACCUGCACCUCACCUUCGCGCACCUCACCGCGCUCGACGCGCGCUUCGCGCUGCUCGACCACAAGGAGACCGAGGUGCUGCGCGACCUGGAGGUGGCGCUGCGGCUGUCGGAGCCGGCGCCGGGCGAGGCGGACGAGUCGCCGCGCCGCCGCGACCCCGUCGUCACGCAGCCGCUCGCCACCGCGUGAGCCCGCGCCGCCCCGCCCCGCGUCCGCCCGCCCCGCGUCCGCCACCCAGCGCCGAGAGGCCCUGAGCGCAAUCGUUUCGCGAGUUGAACAUUGUUAAUUCUAUUGUAAAUAUUUCGAUCUGUUAAGUAGUUUUAGGUGAUUACGAUUAGUUUUACUUAUAAUUUGUGAUCGCUUUGGUUGUAAAUAAAAGUGAUAUUUGUUUAACUAAUAAAUUGAAAGCUUUA
Helicoverpa armigera (cotton bollworm) is the source of this 1500-nucleotide messenger RNA. It is a transcript of the gene Mob2, whose product is annotated as Mob2. The record is from RefSeq and is a predicted model, not a curated record. Gene Ontology annotation, biological process: signal transduction; positive regulation of protein phosphorylation. The coding region runs from base 569 to 1276 and encodes 235 amino acids. The transcript is spliced from 7 exons. Lineage: Eukaryota; Metazoa; Arthropoda; Insecta; Lepidoptera; Noctuidae. Gene Ontology annotation, molecular function: protein kinase activator activity. Gene Ontology annotation, cellular component: cytoplasm; nucleus.